Messenger RNA from Microdochium trichocladiopsis, 576 nucleotides. RefSeq lists its product as uncharacterized. The record is from RefSeq and is a predicted model, not a curated record. Lineage: Eukaryota; Fungi; Ascomycota; Sordariomycetes; Xylariales; Microdochiaceae. Bases 1 to 576 code for a protein of 191 amino acids. The transcript is spliced from 2 exons.
AUGUUCACCGCCAGCAAGAUCAAAUUUGGCCUGGGCGUCUUGACGCUUCAAUCCGUCGCGGCUAGCCUGGGUUCAAGGAUGACUGACGGCGCUGCGGGCCUUGGCACGCGAGACUUGAAGCCAAACUUCCCUUAUGACCCCGCCACUAUCUCGCCUUGCACAUGGUGGGAGGACAACGAUGGGAGCUUGUCGUGCAAGGAGACCGCCGAUAUCUGGGGACUUUCGAUCGACGACUUCAGGCUCAUGAACCCAUCGAUCACCCCUGACUGCGGCAACUUCAUCACCGGCCAGUCGUACUGCAUCGAGUCUUGGGUAGAGGCAGCUCCGACCGUAACGACCAACCCAACGCCUACAUCUUCUCCCUCGGGAGUCGUGACCCCGAGCCCUCAGCAGCCCGACAUGGUCAAGAACUGCGACAAGUUCUACUUCGUCCGCCCUGGCGACACGUGCAACGUCAUCGCGGGCCAGCACGGGAUCACCGCAGCUCAACUCAUCAAGUGGAACCCUUCUGUAGGGUCGGACUGCACUAACUUGUGGGCUUACGCAUACACCUGCGUACACGUCGUCGGGCCCUGA